AUGUCGAAUAUGAAUACGUCGGAUGACGCAUUACGAUGUCCAAUAACAAUGGAAUUAUUUCGUGAUCCAGUCUUAGCACCGGAUGGUCAUACAUAUGAGAGACAAGCAAUCGAACAAUGGAUUCAAAGACAUGGGACAAGUCCAAUGACACGACGACCAUUAUCCAUUGAACAGCUCUAUUCGAAUCGUACUGUGAAAGAACUUGUUGACAGUUUUGACAUAUUAUUGCGCGAAAAAAAUUCCCGAUUUAUAUUAAAUGUUGAUGUGAAAAAAAAGAAUGAGCGACCACUAGUUCAGACAAUUAGAAAAACAAUUUAUGGUGCUGAAUGGCUAUCAAAUAAUAAUAAUAAUCAAUCAGAAAUAAUUCUAUUAAAAAUUGAUGGUACUCGGGCAAGACAUGAGGCAUCUUUCUACAUAGAUUUAAGUCAUCAUCCGUAUAUCAUUCGAACAUUUGGUUUGGUAUAUGACAGAAACAAUCUCGACCAAAAGGAUGCAAUUCUACUUUUACAAGAAUACGCAUCCGAAGGAAGUUUGUAUGAAUUAUUACAGAAACGGAAUAGAGUUCCUGAUGAAAAAAUUCUUAUUCAUAUAUUUCUACAAAUUAUUGAGGCAAUGAUAUGGCUGGCAUAUAAUCAUGUCGUACAUAGCAAUUUAGCAUGUCGUAAUGUUCUAGUAUUUAAUUUUGAUGAAAAUCAACCACAAAAGACGGUUAUGAAAAUCACUGACUUUAGUCUUAGUCAAUAUAGUCAACUGUAUCCAAUGACAUCAGAUACGCCAAGAAAAACGUUGGACGUAAUUCCUAUACGAUAUGCAGCGCCAGAAGUACUUUCAUCGAAUGCAACAUUGAAUGUGUAUACAGAAAAAUCAGAUAUUUAUUCGAUGGGUGUGUUAAUGUGGGAAGCAUAUUCUCGGGGGUCAUUGCCAUGGACCAACAUUGAAAACGAUAAUGAAGUGAUUCGACGAGUCAGCCAUGGUGAUUUAUUAUCUCAACCAUCCAAUUGUAGUCAAUCCAUUUGA
Messenger RNA from Rotaria sp. Silwood1, 1017 nucleotides. NCBI's taxonomy places the organism in Eukaryota, Metazoa, Rotifera, Eurotatoria, Philodinida, Philodinidae. The record is from the annotation of a GenBank genome assembly.